CAGGGGUAACUAUGUUCCGGUGGUAUCAGACGAAGCUGGCCAAGCAGCCGAUUCUCACGGCCAGUGUCACCAGUGCUGUUCUGUUUGGAAGCGGUGAUGUGUUAGCCCAGCAGGCCGUUGACCGGAGAGGCUUCGAUAAGCAUGACAUGGCGCGAACUGGUCGCAUGGCGCUCUAUGGAGGAGCUAUCUUCGGUCCAGCUGCUACCACGUGGUACGGAAUUCUCCAGCGCCAUGUCGUUCUCAAGGGAACCAGAAGUACCCUGAUCGCUCGAGUCGCUGCCGACCAGGGUGUCUUCACUCCCAUAAACCUCUUCUGUUUCCUUUCGUCCAUGGCCAUCAUGGAAGGCUCCAGCCCGAUAGAAAAGCUGCGGACGAGCUUCGUUCCUAGCUACAAGGCCAACCUCAUGAUCUGGCCGGCAGUGCAGGGAGUGAACUUUGCCAUCGUGCCCUUGGAAUACCGUGUGUUGGUGGUCAACUUGGUCAGCUUGGGAUGGAACUGCAUUCUAAGCAUGAUCAACAGCGGGGAGAAAUGAGUCGGUUCGCUUUGAUAGAUACCCGGACACCUGAUUUCUAUCUCCUUUCGGUUCGCUCGGGUCAAUAGACGGCUUUCAAAAUUCUUCAAGUGCUUUCAUCUAUAGAUUACAUACAUAGCACGUUAUCUCUGGGCUUUUGUGGUUGGGACUACCUUAUUUGCUUGUUGGGUUACAUUAUUUCGAGG
Messenger RNA from Penicilliopsis zonata CBS 506.65, 718 nucleotides. RefSeq lists its product as hypothetical. The transcript is spliced from 5 exons. The record is from RefSeq and is a predicted model, not a curated record. Lineage: Eukaryota; Fungi; Ascomycota; Eurotiomycetes; Eurotiales; Aspergillaceae. Gene Ontology annotation, cellular component: cytoplasm; membrane; mitochondrion. The coding region runs from base 12 to 533 and encodes 173 amino acids.